AUGCUAUCCUUCCAGUCAUCUGCUUCCUACUUGGAUUUUUCAAAUAACAACAUAAAUUCUAUUAUUUCAGAUGACAUCAGCGACAACUUAUCAAAAUUGGUGUUCUUCUGCCUCUCGAAGAAUAAUCUCCAUGGGUGCAUUCCGCAGUCUAUUUGCAAAAUUGGUAAUCUCGAAAUGCUUGACUUAUCGCAUAACCAUCUGAAUGGAAGUAUUCCUGAUUGUUUAAUGAAGGAGCCGCUCAGAGUAUUGAAUCUGAGGAAUAACCAGUUGAAUGGCAAGAUUCCGCAAAACAUCCCAAUAACAUGUAAGUUGGAGAUAUUGGAUAUCAGUGAGAAUUUAUUACAGGGGCAGAUUCCGUUGUCAUUAGCAAAUUGCGGGAUGUUGGAUUGCGUGAACAUUGGGGACAAUCAAAUAGAUGGGACAUUUCCAUGCCAUCUUGGGUAUCUUCGUGUCCUUGUUUUACGAUCUAACAAAUUGCAUGGGGAAAUUGGAUGUACACAUGGUGAUAGCACCUGGGAGAUGCUUCAAAUCAUUGACUUGUCUUUAAAUGAUUUCAAUGGCACUCUGCCUACGAGACUCCUUGCAUCUUGGGUGGCUAUGAAGGCUGAUGUUGACUAUUAUGACACACAAUAUACGUUUUAUGAUACCAUGCUUGAGACGAGUAGGAUUUACAAUGAAUAUGCAAUGAGGGUAACCUUGAAAGGUGUAAAGCUAGAAUUCGUUAAGAUCCCGACUAUGUUCAAGUUGAUUGACUUCUCAAGCAACAGAUUGGAGGGUCCAAUACUAGAUACACUAGGAGAUCUCAAAUUACUCCAUGUCCUCAACCUAUCACACAAUGCCCUCUUGGGUUCAAUUCCUCCUGUUUUGGGGAAUCUAGGUCAGCUUGAAUCGCUAGACCUAUCAGGGAACUACCUCAAUGGAACCAUACCAGCUCAGCUUGUAAAUCUUAAUUUCCUUUCAGUACUGAACGUCUCAAACAAUCAACUUGUAGGAAACAUCCCAAUAAGUGGACAAUUUCUCACAUUCUCAAAAAGUUCUUUUGAAGGAAACCUUGGAUUGUGUGGACUUCAGCUCAACAAAAGUUGUUCAAUCACUACGAACGGGAUGGAAGAAAGCUAG
Messenger RNA from Eucalyptus grandis, 1119 nucleotides. RefSeq names its product receptor-like protein Cf-9 homolog. The coding region runs from base 1 to 1119 and encodes 372 amino acids. The record is from RefSeq and is a predicted model, not a curated record. Lineage: Eukaryota; Viridiplantae; Streptophyta; Magnoliopsida; Myrtales; Myrtaceae. The transcript has a single exon. Gene Ontology annotation, molecular function: protein binding.